This is a messenger RNA of Toxorhynchites rutilus septentrionalis, 3920 nucleotides long. RefSeq names its product probable serine/threonine-protein kinase mps1. The coding region runs from base 879 to 2072 and encodes 397 amino acids. The transcript is spliced from 3 exons. The record is from RefSeq and is a predicted model, not a curated record. NCBI's taxonomy places the organism in Eukaryota, Metazoa, Arthropoda, Insecta, Diptera, Culicidae.
GAUCGUGUGCUGGUGUGUUUUGUGCUGUGUGGAAACUACCUGCCAUCGAACCAAAGCCACAGCACAAACACAGCCAGCACUGGCAGCAGCAGUGCGGAUCUUGCGAACCGAAUAGUACAGUUUUGACGUCUCUUCGCAUACAAUUUUAUACUUUGGAAGUUUGUGAUUCAGUGUAUCAAAUAUAAUUUAAGUUGAAACAUUAGUGAUUUGGGUGCAAAUUUUCGACAGAACGGUACCGAAACACGUUCAUUUACCGGAUGUUGAUGCUAGGCGUAUGAAAAAGCGACCACGAGUGUAAGAAAAGUGAUGUUAAACGAACGGUGCUCCUGCUCAUCGAUUUUCUCGCCAUGAAUAAAUUCCUCACAAAUAUAAUAGUGAAGCGUUCUUUUCCACUUGAUACUAAGAAAGAAAUAAAUUUAUUGUGAAUCGAAUUGAGCGUGAAAACAUAAAACAAGUUUACUAACAAUCUAACGUUGAUUGACGCACAAUCUUCUAAUCGCGAAGUGAAAACAAACACUGACAGUUGCAAAAAAAAAGAGAUUGCAUGAUAUUCUAGUUUCCUGUCAGCGCCAGACAUGCAGGCAAGCUGUUGUGCGUGAAAGUGACAAGUGACAAAAGACAACAUCUUUUAGCUGUCAAUUCCAUUCGGAAGGAAGCGCGAAAGCAGCACCCAUUAUUUGAACGGAUAAGCCUCCCUCGAUGUGCUCAUGCGAUGGAGUGAAGGAAAUCUAAUCAGACAAUGAACUUUCACCCACAUCCAGCAAACUGAAAGCUUUCCUUAUGUUCUAGAUCCGCGUCUAGCUACUAAAGUAUCGCGCUUAUUCCACGUUCCACCCAUUAAAGACAGCACAACACGUCACCGAUAAUCGCUGAACAAGAUGACCUCCGUCAAAGACACGGCUUCCUUCUUCGCUAACGGCAGCUCGAAUCAGUUCGAUUUUGCGCUGGGCCUCUAUCCACAGGUACUCAAGUUAAAGGCGCAAAAUAAAUGCAAAAAACCGGAAGAUCUCAUCCGGCUGGACGACUGGUACCAAAACAAGCUACCACAGUUGAUCAAGAAACGGGGCAAAGAUCGCUUCGUAGUCCACGAGGAACUGGUGCAGACCAUGAAGUGGAAACAGACCCGUGGUAAGUUUUUCCCCCAGCUGUCGUACUUGAUUAAAGUGAACACUCCCCGAGCGGUACAGGCGGAAACGAAGAAAGCCUUCCGAAAGCUGCCGAACCUUGAACAGGCGAUCACUGCGCUGUCAAACUUGAAGGGUGUUGGAACGACGAUGGCGUCCGCACUGCUGGCGGCAGCUGCCCCCGAAACGGCACCAUUUAUGGCAGACGAGUGUUUGAUGGCGAUACCCGAGAUAGAAGGUAUCGACUACACAACCCGAGAGUACAUGAACUUUGUGCAGCACAUUCAGGCUACCACGGACAGAUUGAACGAAGAAGUGCACGGUCCGGUGAGCAGCUCGAACGCCGACGGUAGCAAUGACGAGGACAGUAACGAUGCACCGAAAAUCGAGAAAAAGUGGUCCCCGCAUAACGUAGAACUGGCCCUGUGGACGCAUUAUGUCGCGAGAGAGCUACAGCCGGAGCUGCUGGAUGACAUGCCGGCGGCUGUGGAGGGUAGCAAAAAUAGCUACACCCGAAAUCCAACGUCCACGAAGACACCUUCCAGUAUGCCUGCCGCCACGAACGGUGCCUCGGUAUCGUUAGCCUCGUCCGAAAACAACACAAUGGAAGAGCCGUCCGACGAAAGCAACUUGGAAACCGAGCUGGGAAAGGCCACCUCGGACGAGUCCUCUAAGGACAACAAAUACAUGGACAGCCUGGACGAAUGCACCAAGUCUGAGGAUAGUCUCGAGAAACCCAGCACAACCACGGCCAGCAUCCGGAACAACAACAGCGACGAGGUCAAUGACAGCGACUCGCAGAGCAGUGCGAAACGGUCCAUGACGUACGAGGAGGAAGAAGACGACGACGAGGAUGAGGAUGACGAGGGGGAGGACGAUGACGACGAGGACGAUGAGGAAAGCUCCGUGGACGGUGCACCGGUUGCUAAGAAAACUAAGUUUGAGUAGAGGGGGAGUGUUGUUUAUGGGAGAAUUAUUUUCUUCAAGUUUAAUUGAACUAGAAUGGCGGUCUGCAGAACCAUCCGGCGAGGGGCAGUAUCACAAAUCGAAAUCAGUGAACAUAAUUAACGUCGAUGGUACCAACGGACGAAAGAGAGGUAGUGAAGGGAAACCAUAAAGUUGCGGUUUAGUGGGAAAUACUCACUAUGUACAAAUUGUGUUAAAACUGAUUGUAAGUGGAAAAUCACAUAUAUCUUAGGAUGAGUGAAGGUAAGAGAAAAAAUGUCUUAGCUGAUUGGGCGCCUGAGUUGUUAGUUGGAGGUGGUUAAACAAACUUUAAUUAAGAUAAAUGGCACCAAGGAGGAAGAGAAGAUAAGGGAGGAAAACAUAGGAAUGAAAGUACAUAAAGGGAAAAAAAUCUUUCCGAUGGUAGACUUUUAGUGACAUAAAGUUAGGGCGAUCCCUACGAGCAGUUCGCGUGUAGGGCGUUUUAUCGUUGAGGUUAAAUCUAUUUGACGCCGUCAUAGAUCUCAGAAACGAAUUAACCUUUUGCCGGAUUAGUAGAGGAUGAAUUUGUAUCCCUCAUUUUUCCCGUUGAUUUUUUAUCUGCUUAAUUGUUUGGAAUUAAGUUUUUUCCCUCCCAUUGCAUGGAAGCUAACUAUUCUCCCCCACCUUCGCAUCAGUUUUUACGUUCGACUCGUGUGUUUAAAUGAAAAUCAAGCCGUAACAAAGGUAUCUCUCCUACAAUCGUUAGCUCACAAGUAAUCCUGACUGUCUUCGUUUAUCAACGCCAAGAUUAAACUUAUUCUCAAACAGUUUGUUUAGGGCACAUUCCAACUCUUGAUAUGUUUUGUUUGUCUAUUACUGCAAGGAGAGAAAAGAGAAAAUUGCACAUGGACACAAAGAAUAACAAAAACGAUGUUUUGGAUAAAAUUCAAAAAUACUUAGCAUAUUUUCAGUUUCAUGAAAGUUUUUGGGUCCUACGGAAAAUGAUUAUAAAACAAAAGUAACUAUCCGAAUGUGAAUCAUUUUAUUUGCUCGAAGAAAUAAAGAGGUAAGCAAAAUCUUAUAAAUAUAACUUCGAAUAAGAACUAUUUAUUUUUAUUCUUAUUAUUGAAGCGAGAGCGUUUAAUUAUCACUCACAACCUAAUCAAGCAAAAACAUUAAAUAAAUGAAUAAAUAAAAAAAAUAUUAUGGAAACCCACGGAUGCAACCAAUCGUAUGAGGAUUCAAUCGAUAGAAGUGGAAUGAAUUAGUAUUAGUUGACGUUUUAGUUCUCCCAAACGUAUGAGGAAAAGUAACCGUUAAGAAAAUUCACCUUAAAAACAUGUUACAACUGAACCUAGAAAUGACAGUUACUGAUUCAACACCAUGCCAGCGGAGAGAAGAAGAACGCAACCGCAACAACAAGACAAACUUAUACACAAUUGUGGAAAACAGAUAGGAACUAGUAAUCAAACCAAUAAUAAUAGAAACACGGAAAACAAGCUCUGAAAAGUAAUAACUAAAAAAAACAAAACAGAAACCACUAAUAGCCUUUAAUGAGAACAAAACAAAAAUAUAAUUUAAUGAAUGUACUAGAUAAGUAGAAAACACUGAGACUACCCGAGAUAAACAACAAAACAAACCGAACAGAGACAGAGAAGAACACAAAACAUACACAUGAGAAUACGCGCGCGUGCAUGUACACGGCACUGCAAGGUAAGGUAAGAUUUGAUACGAAACAGUGGCAGAAUAAUACUACCUAUACUUGUAAUGGUACUCAGCAGAAAAAAAAAACAAAUGAACAACAGCAAACAAACAAAAACAAGGAGAAAAUACUAAGACAAAACUUUACAUGAAGUAAAACUAAAUAAA